This is a messenger RNA of Trichoderma aggressivum f. europaeum, 1041 nucleotides long. RefSeq lists its product as uncharacterized. The record is from RefSeq and is a predicted model, not a curated record. Gene Ontology annotation, molecular function: L-aspartate:2-oxoglutarate transaminase activity; pyridoxal phosphate binding. Gene Ontology annotation, biological process: L-aspartate biosynthetic process. Lineage: Eukaryota; Fungi; Ascomycota; Sordariomycetes; Hypocreales; Hypocreaceae. The coding region runs from base 1 to 1041 and encodes 346 amino acids. Gene Ontology annotation, cellular component: cytosol. The transcript is spliced from 2 exons.
AUGUCUCAUUUGGCCAGCCUUUCCGAAGCACCACCAGACGCCGCCUUCGCCUUGAUUGAAGCAUACAAGGUAGAUCAUUCACCGUUGAAAGUUGAUCUGAGUCCCGAUUUCUAUCGUGAUGAAAAUGCAAGGCCCUGGAUCUUGCCAUCGGUACGAAAGGUAAUGUAUCUCAUCAAUGCUUUGUUAAAAUCAAUCUCUACUAAUCAUGUCCCGGCCAAACAAGAGUUACUGGAUGACCCGACUGCCGACCACGAACAUUUACCUAUUCUGGGCCAUCCCGAACUACUCGAGGGUGCCCAAAAGCUUGUAUUCGAUGCAACACCUGAGGAUGCAUCUACUAUCGCAAGCAUCCAAACCAUCGCGGGCACCGGGGCAAAUCAUUUGGGUGCUUUGUUUUUAGCAAAAUUUAUCUGCCCGCGCAUAGUCUGGAUCUCAGAUCCCACUUGGAUCAAUCACGAGGAAAUUUGGAAACUUGCAGAUCCCGAUAUCAAACGUGAGAUGUAUCCCUACUUUAACAAGGAGAUAUUGGAUAUCGAUUUUGGAGGCGCCACGUCUACUAUGUCUUCCAUAGUCGGAGAAGGUGAUGUUAUAAUUCUGCAUGGCUGCGCACAUAAUCCCACGGGACGGGAUUUCACAAAAGAACAGUGGAGGGCCAUUGCCAGCAUCUGCGAAGAAAAGAGGCUUAUUCCGUCCUUUGAUCUUGCCUAUCAGGGGUUUGCAAUUGGAGAUUUGGAUGAAGAUGCUUGGUCCAUAAGAUAUUCCUUCCGAAAUACUUCGCUAGAAUUGUUGGUAGCGCAAUCCUUCUCCAAGAACUUUGGUCUGUACGGGGAGCGUAUAGGCGCGCUUCACGUCGUGUGCCGGACAAAUGACACUCGAACAAAAGUCGUCAACAUGCUCACACGUCUAUCUCGUGCCGAGAUUACUACUUGUCCUAUAAAUGGUUCCAAAAUUGUAGCAAAAGUGCUUGGAAAUAAGGACUUGAAGGUCCAGUGGCAGCACGACUUACUCCACAUGAGUGAUCGCAUGAGGACGAUGCGAUAA